CGGCAAACCCUCAACUGAACUACGUAAGAUACUAUUCUACCUAACGUACCAUCUGCGUAAUCGCGAAAGGCGUGCGUUGUUAUUUUAGAAUCGUUCACUGUUGUAGAGUGACUGCAUUAUCCAGACUAAUAUCUCAUUUUGCUCCAAGCCCAAACAAUUGUCUACGACCUGCCUAACACUCAUCAACAUCACCACCAACUCGGUUACCACGGGCCGUGAAAACGUCAUAAUUAGCUACAAUAUAGGUUUUACUCCAAGCCGAUCUGCAGCCUUUACUGAUCACGCUCAUUAUUCUUCGGAUACUAUUGAUGCUUUGAAGCUCCACUAUGUGGUUGCCAGAGCGCACCGUAAGCGCUUCGGUUCCGACCAGUAUCCGGCAACCCUAUUACAGCCGACACCUCUCAUUCUUUAUGAAUCAAAGCGUGGAAUGAAGAAAUGAGGUAAGAUUUUGGUAGCCCAUGCAGAAUAUAAAGCUGAAAGAAGUUGGAGAUAUUUACCCCUCCUGGCUACCCAGGCGGAGAGCUAUUACUGUCUACAUUACCUCAGCUCUUCUCUUAUACCACAGAUAAAUCAACAUCAUUAGCAGUCAAAGACAUACCCAUCUAAUAUCUGAAAGUCAAGAAAAUCAUCAUGGACCAUAAUGACAUCGCAGUCCGAAUCCCUCGCCAGGCCACCAGCCUAACAAUUGCCGAACGGGAUUGUCUGUCCACAUUAAGGGCUGCCAAAUCUAUCAAAUUCAACUUUGAAGCCUCGGAUGGAGGAGAACCUAAUAAAUCAGAUACCAAUCUCGUUGGUUUCCUCAAACUUAUUGAGUCCUGCAUAGAUCCACACGACGAGCUUCGGGAGCUCUGUGCUGCUGUUCGCAGCGCGAUCCAGUCUUGUUUGCUCCCCAGUGAUUUCGGUGGCAUGGAAUUAACAACAUCGACGAUUCUCUCCAUGGAAAUUGAAGCUCAGGUUCUGUUCCUUCUGUCCACGUACGUAGAGGCAGUCAAAUCUGCUGAGCGGGCACACCAUGCGCCCAAAUCUCUCAAAGAAAGACCUCAGGGGCGAAGACCAAUGACUAUGUCAGAGAAGAUCUUCGCAGCACACGAUGUUUCACGGAAAGGCUGGGUUAGACCAGGCGAAGUAAUCCAAGUCGAUGUCGAUUGGAUUUUAGCUUCAGAGCUGUCUUGGGGUAGCAUGCAAAGAAUGUAUGACUCGGUUGGACGACCAGGCAUCUUUCGCAAUGAUCGGUUCUGGCUCGCGGGCGACCAUCGUGUUGAGCCGGCUUUGUAUGAUCUCCCCGACGUCAAAAGGCUUAUGGACGCAAGCCGGCUUGCCCACCAUGAGUUUAAGAUGACGGAAUUCCAAGGAUUCAAUUAUACCAUUAUGCACACCGAGUUCGUUCGCGAGCGAGCUUUGCCUGGCCAACUUAUUAUUGGCGCUGACUCCCAUUCCUGCUCUGCAGGGGCGGUGUCUUGCCUCUCGAUAGGGAUGGGCGUUGCCGAUGUGGUAAUGCCACUUAUAACAGGCCAGACAUGGUUUUCCGUGCCCGAGACGGUCUCUAUCCGCUUCAUCGGCCGUCCUCCCAUGGGAAUUGGUGGAAAGGAUACAAUUCUAUAUAUCCUGAAAGAAUUCAAACGAAACACAAUCGCUGCGGAUAGAGUUGUCGAGUUCAGUGGACCUGGGAUCAAGUACCUCUCAGGCGACGCUCGAUUCGCGAUAGCGAACAUGUGCACUGAGUUUGGCGCCGUAACCGGGAUCUUUGAGUCCGACGAGAGAACACUCGAGUAUAUCUCAAGAAGGCUUCGACGCAAGUACCGCUCCGGCGCCGCCUACUUCCGAGCCGACCCCGACGCUGAAUACGCGGGACAACAUGUCAUCGAUUUAUCCCAGGUGACUUCAUUCGUCGCUCUUCACCCUUCGCCAGACAACGUGGUUCCAGUAACUGAGCUACAAGAUUAUGAAUUAGACGGCUGUUUCAUUGGUGCUUGCACCACUGCUGAGGAGGAUCUAAUCAUCGGCGCAUUGAUACUGCAGGCGGGACUCAACGCAGGGCUCGAGCCAGUCAGUAAGGGCCGGCGAGUCGCCGUGCCGGGCUCACGUCCCAUUCGCCGCAAAUUAGAGGACCUUGGACUGCUCGAUUUUUACCGUCGUGCUGGGUUUAGCAUCGGCGUCCCCGGCUGCUCGAUGUGUAUUGGCCAAGGAACUGAUCAAGCCCACUCAGGGGAGAGAUGGCUUAGUUCUCAAAACCGCAACUUCAAGAACAGAAUGGGGCCUGGCUCUAUUGGGAACAUCGCAUCGGCGGCGACAGUGGCAGCGUCGUCAUUCGCCAUGAGAAUUACAGAUCCCCAACCGCUCCUCGACCAACUCAAUCUAGAUGAGUUGACUAAGUAUCUAGCGUACAAUACAAUCAAAGACGAUCCAGCUGUAUUAGAGAAGUUCCACCUUGAAGAUGAGCGGGAGCCGGGGACAGCCGCCGAAAAAGUGAGCGAUAUCUCAUAUUACGAACCCUAUGGUACCGAUACCGAGGAGAAUAGAUCUCCCUUAGAAACCGGUUUGAUUUCACUGCCAGAUACUACUCCGUCUCUGAUGCAAGACCAAUUCUCUAUCAAACCCGACCUAAAAGGGGCUGAAAUAAUCAAAGGAAAGGUUAUGAGAUUGGGUGAUUUCAUUGAUACUGAUGCCAUCAUUCCCACCAGCUUUCUGCAUCUCUGCGAAACGGAUGAAGAAUGGGGAUCGCACUGCAUGGAAUACUUCAUGCCUGAAUUUAGAGACCUCGUUCAAAACCAAGGCCACAACAUCGUCGUUGCGGGGAAAGGUUUCGGAGUCGGGUCAUCUCGCGACGUAGCAGUCAACGCUCUGAAAGGGUGCGGCGUCAAGUGUGUCAUUGCCGAGUCAUUCGCUUUCAUCUAUGCUAGGAACCAGCCAAAUCUGGGCCUGCUGGGAAUUCAGGUGCCACGGAAAAGUGAUGGGCAAAGUCUAUACGAUAUCGCACAGAUGGGGUCGGAGAUCGAGGUUGAUAUUACCACUUCUAUCAUCCGAUGUGGAGGACUUGAGUUCCACUUCGAGCUCAGUGUGAUGGAGAAACAGCUCAUUCAAGUCGGGGGGAUCAAGAAGGCGUUUGAACGUUUCGGAAAAGGCUUGUUCGACCAGCUGUGCCGAACGCAUGACUCGGCACCGCAGAAGCAAGAUGCAUUACGCGGUAAAGGAACAGUCGUCGACAUUGAAGCACUUCCCGUUUAGUUUUAUGUAACAUUUCCCCUGCAUUAUGCCGGUAUAGGCUACCAAUAAGAGUUCUAAUUUUGUAAAAAAAAA
Xylaria bambusicola is the source of this 3297-nucleotide messenger RNA. RefSeq lists its product as uncharacterized. The transcript has 7 exons. NCBI's taxonomy places the organism in Eukaryota, Fungi, Ascomycota, Sordariomycetes, Xylariales, Xylariaceae. The record is from RefSeq and is a predicted model, not a curated record. The coding region runs from base 631 to 3225 and encodes 864 amino acids.